AUGCCCUUCAUGUCUUCGGCCGUCGCAGCUCCACCAGUCACAAUGUCGCAGAGUUUAGGGAAAGACGUGACGAACAAUGUCUUCAUGGAAGACUCGGACAGUGACGAUGAAAUGCCGCUACCACAGCAAGAAACGACUUCAGAACCAGUCCAAAUUCAAGAGCAACCACUUUCAGAAGCCCAACAACCUCCUGCUCACCAAUCACCUACACAAUCACAGAACAGUCAGAAUGCACCAAGCCAGAGUCAAUCUUUGGAUUUGGGGCUGUCAAUGUUCGCCAAACGGACCAUCCACAAUCCCUUGAUUUCAUCCUCCAAGACUCCCACAACAACAAAAGUCGCCAUACACACUUCGUCUGGCAGGUCUUUCUCCGUCCGUAAGAAGCAGAAUGCCGAAGCUUUGUCAACGGAAAGGCUAGCAGCCUCUCGAUCCGAAAUCGCUGAGGGAAGAGCUCAGAGGAGUUACUAUGGCAUCGACAUCCACAACCUGGUCAAGGNNGAAGCCAAAGCCCAGCAAGUCAUCGACCAAGCAGAGGCAGAAAGGAAAGCCGCCAUGCCCUCUAUAGAGCCCGUUCUUCCUGUAGACGGCGCACAAAAAAAUCAGCGGACAUUGAUGUGGACGGAAAAAUACAGAGCACGCAAGUUCACCGAGCUUGUGGGAGAUGAUCGCACACAUCGUUCUGUCAUGCACUGGCUCAAGCGCUGGGAUGAGAUUGUUUUCCCUGGCUCAAGCAGAAAACCCAAGCAUCGCAAANAUGCCGACAAUGUCGAGCAGGAAAGACCACAUCGCAAAGUCUUGCUUCUUACUGGUCCCCCUGGUCUCGGAAAAACAACUUUGGCUCAUGUGUGCGCUAAACAAGCCGGCUACGAAGUCCAGGAGAUUAAUGCUAGUGAUGAGAGAAGCAGAGAUGUUGUCAAAGGUCGUAUCCGAGAUAUGGUCGGCACUGAAAACGUCAGAGGUGUUGAUCAAAAGACUGCUGCAGGCAAGGUCCGCAAAGCUGGACGCCCUGUAUGUGUCAUUGUUGACGAGGUCGAUGGUGUCGUGGGUGGUAGUGGAGGUGCUGGUGAGGGAGGAUUCAUCAAAGCCUUGCUCGACUUGGUAGCCCUUGACGCGAGGAACUCCAACAAAUCUCGCUCACAACAACCUUCUGAAAAGAAGAAGGCCGACAACUUCCGUUUGCUACGACCGCUUAUCCUGAUCUGUAAUGAUGUCUACCAUCCUUCCCUCCGACCACUUCGACAAAGCACAGCUGCCGAGAUUAUUCAUGUUCGCAAACCUGCCAUCAACUCUGUCGUCUCCAGGAUGCAGUCCAUCUUUGAAAAGGAGAACAUUCCUUAUGAUGGCGAUGGUGUGCGAAAGCUGUGUGAGGCUUCUUGGGGCAUGUCAAGUCGCAAAGAGGGUGGUUCAGGCAGCAGCACAGGCGAGGGCGACAUUCGUGGUAUCUUGGUUGUUGGCGAAUGGAUCGCAGGCAGACUUCGAGCAACUCACGAUCCAGCCGCGAAUUCAAUACAAAGGCUGACUCGCCGAUGGAUCGAAGCUAACGUCCUAGCAGACCUGUCUCAUGGAGGAGGCUCAGCAAGAGGCGUGGGACGUGGUGGGCCAAAGGAAGUAGUCGAGCGUGUCUUCAAAGAAGGUGCCGGAUUUUCCAAACCCAGCAUGUUGGCAGCGCCAACCACCACCGCCUCGGUCACUGGCAUGAAAGGCGUAGCAGAAUCAGGAAAGCGACAAGCCAUGGACCGCCUUCGUGAAAUGGUCAAUACAUCUGGCGAUAUUGACCGCAUCAUGACCGACUGUUUCUCUGCAUACCCAGAUCAACCAUACCAAGACGACAACUACCUCAGCAAACCAGAUGAAGCAUAUGAAUGGCUCCAUUUCCACGAUCGACUCUCUUCUGCAGUCUUCAGCCACAGCGAAUGGGAAUUAGCCACCUAUCUCGCCCAACCAAUUCUCGCUUUCCAUCAUUUGUUUGCUACACCAAAUCGCUCGCAUACCAACACGGCAAACAAAUGGAAUGAACAAGACACAACGGAAGACAACGAACCUCCUACACNNCCCUUCUCUGGCCCUCAAGCCUCAUUCCAAGCGCACGAGACGCAAAAAUCCAACUUUGAGAUUCUGCAAACGCUGCAAGCGUCUUUGUCAUUACCGCUUCUACGCAUGUUUCCCUCGCCAACAGCCAUGUCGACUGAAUUCGUACCAUACCUCAUGCGCAUGCUAAAUCCAAAUGUAUCGCCAGUGGUAGUCCAAAACUCUGGCAUUUCCACUGCUUCGGUGCGCAAAGCGAGUGAGAAGUUACUCGUCAGCAGAGCAGUCAACGCAAUGACAGCAUCAGGCAUCCGCUUCGACCGCACCCGUCUGGAAACCGAAGGCGCCUCCUUUUCCCACUCCUCAGCACCACAGACUUGGGUGUACCGUAUGGAACCUGCCAUUGACUGCCUCUCCGUGUUCGAAACGCUGGACUUGAAGGCUGCGGGUUUGGCACCUGUAGACCGCACUCGCUAUGCCGUGCGUCAAGUCCUAGACCAAGAAUUCGCCAUUGCAACCAAGAAGACUGCAGAAGCUGCUAGAGUAUCCAGAGGUGGGAAUGGAGCUGCUGUACUCACCUCGCUUGGAGAAGUUGUUGCUGGCGCUGCUGUUCCUGUUUCGGAUGGCAAAAAGCUAAAAAGAGAUUUCUUUGGUAGGGUUGUUGCUGAGGAACAAGAGGCAGAUACAGAGGAACAAGGUGAAGGUGCAACCAAGAGGAAGAAACAGAAGCAAGAAGAAGCUGGCGAUAAAGAGAGGGUGUGGGUGACUUUCCACGAAGGAUUUUCUAAUGCGGUUAGGAAACCUGUGUCGCUCAGGGAGUUGUUGGGGGCUAUGUAG
This is a messenger RNA of Aureobasidium musti, 2862 nucleotides long. The record is from the annotation of a GenBank genome assembly. NCBI's taxonomy places the organism in Eukaryota, Fungi, Ascomycota, Dothideomycetes, Dothideales, Saccotheciaceae.